CGGUCAAGCGGUCAAGAAGAAGGCGUGUGUGAUUUGCGUGUAUUGAUUGUCCUACGAAAUAUGUUUCACCGGUAUCAUGCAGGGCGUGUCCCGACAACGUCGCCGCUUGUUUUCCAAUAGGAAGGUACGUGCACCCCGUCAAGCCAGAAGGUGCACAUAGGUUUCAGCAACACAUCCAUAAGAAGAAGCCACAUUACUUUCGUGCCGAACUGAAAAGACUGUCGCCUUUUUGUAUACGAAAAGAAGUGUUCGAACUAAAGGAUAGUUGCUUUGAUGCGAUGACUUUCAAAAGAAUAAUGCGCACUGUUAUCAUACCUUCCUCUUUCUCUUUGAUUAUGUCGUCUCUGAGGUCUGGCAGCAGUUGUAACAGCCAUAUCAAGGUACAUGCUGUACGUAUGUGCUUAGUAUGGAUUACAACUCAUAUCGUUGCCAAGCGGUCUUUUUACAACAACUGGGCAAAGCAAACCGACACAACGGUUGGACUAACUCUAUCGACUCCAACGACAGCAGCCCACAGAAGCAGCAGCAUCAGAGAAGAUGACAAUGUCAAGUUUAAAAGAGAUUACGCGAUGGAAGUGCGUCAAACAACUUUCUGGGCAAAGCAGCUUUGAGUGCCGCGGCGAAGUUCUACUCUCCAUGCUGCAAAACCGAAUAAC
Messenger RNA from Zychaea mexicana, 656 nucleotides. RefSeq lists its product as uncharacterized. The record is from RefSeq and is a predicted model, not a curated record. Bases 279 to 611 code for a protein of 110 amino acids. The transcript is spliced from 4 exons. Lineage: Eukaryota; Fungi; Mucoromycota; Mucoromycetes; Mucorales; Lichtheimiaceae.